This is a messenger RNA of Glossina fuscipes, 2340 nucleotides long. RefSeq names its product neuropeptides capa receptor. The record is from RefSeq and is a predicted model, not a curated record. Gene Ontology annotation, cellular component: plasma membrane. Gene Ontology annotation, molecular function: neuromedin U receptor activity. Gene Ontology annotation, biological process: neuropeptide signaling pathway. Lineage: Eukaryota; Metazoa; Arthropoda; Insecta; Diptera; Glossinidae. The transcript is spliced from 10 exons. The coding region runs from base 34 to 1605 and encodes 523 amino acids.
AGGGAACCAAAAAAAAUCAUAUUAUAAAAAAGAAUGUUUAAAUUAAGUACAAUCGAUUCGUCAGUUGAAAGUGCAACGACUACUAACACAUCGAGCGCAGCAAUAAAAAAUACUCGAGCAAAUCUUAAAACCUCUCAUCCUCCUUCGUUUAUGGGCUUAAUAAUUAAUACAACUUUUAAAAAAAUUAUAAAGAAAGUCACAGCUAUUACGGAAGUUUUAUUAAACUCAACGUUUACAAAUAAUACGCCUGACGUUAACAACAUGCUAAUAUCGCCAGCAUCAUGGUAUAAUGCUGAUUUAUUGGCUUCAAACUAUAGCACAAUCGUUAGCGUGACUAACUUAAAUGAGAAUGAUUUCGUUGACGAAGACGAUGAUUGUUACCCGGAUAAUCCUAAUUUUAAUUGCACUCGUCUGGAAUACCUUGAACACGUAUUAGGUCCUCAGACCUUACAGCUUUAUAAAGUUCUUUUGAUUACAAUAAUAUAUGGCUGCAUUUUUAUCACUGGUAUUUUGGGUAACAUUUUAAUCUGCGUGGUUAUUGUGAGACAUCCCAGCAUGCAUACGGCUACAAAUUAUUAUUUAUUUAGCUUAGCGGUAUCGGAUCUUUUAUAUUUAUCGUUUGGUCUGCCAACGGAUGUGAUUGCGUUUUGGCAUCAAUAUCCAUAUUUAUUUAGUUUACCAUUUUGUAAGAUACGUGCUUAUAUAUCGGAAGCCUCCACGUAUGUCUCCGUCUUUACAAUUGCUGCCUUCUCGGUGGAACGUUAUUUGGCUAUAUGUCAUCCUCUGCAUACAUAUGCUAUGAGCGGUUUCAAAAGAGCCAUCCGUAUCAUUAUAGCUUUGUGGUUAGUGAGUUUUUUGGGUGCUAUACCCUUCGGUAUUAUGACAAACAUUAUUUACACUUACUAUCCUUUAGAUAAUAAAAUUAUACCAGAAUCAGCAUUUUGUAGUCUCCAGCUAAUACAUGAUAUACCAUUAUUUGAAUUAUCAUUUCUGGUAUUCUUUCUCGCUCCUAUGCUUUUGAUCAUAUAUUUCUAUGGCCGCAUGGGCGCAAAAAUCAAUUCGAGAACCUUACAAAAUUUAGGUGUACAGCAUGCGUCUAAGGAAGGCGAAGUACGUCAUUACCAAUCUCGGAGGGCUGUAAUCAGAAUGUUAGCGGCUGUUGUAUUGACUUUUUUUCUUUGCUGGCUACCUUUCCACUUGCAACGUUUAUGGAUCAUUCAUGGAAGAUCUCAUAGCCAUUAUUUGACUAUCAAUGAAGUGCUCUUUUCAUUGGCUGGUUUCUCUUAUUAUAUUUCAUGCACAAUAAAUCCCAUGUUAUAUAAUGUCAUGUCUCAUCGUUAUCGCGUUGCAUUUAAAGAAGUUUUAUGCAAUAAACGUAAAACAGUUCCAUAUAGUAACGGUUGUGGUAAUGAUGCAUCGAGUGCUCGCGAAAUAACUGUAGCUUCAAGUCUUUAUAAUACCAGCUCAUCGGAUCCUCGUUGCUCGACACGGACUCGUUCUUUAAAUUUUGUAAAUAACAGGCGGGAACGAAAUUCUAUACAAUCGAACAAUAUUAUUGGUUGGCGUCACGAAAUCUGUCCAGUGUUAGAGAAGCUACUCUACUAGGAACGUUUAAAUAUUUUUAUUCAAUUUUUUUUCUUCCAACUCUUCUCAUUAGUUUUGCAAAAAACUAUCUAAUUAAAGUUGAACUUAUUUGAAAAAGUGAGGGAAAAAGAAAUUAGCCUUAAACGCCCAUAAAAAAUGCAUUUUGCCUCCCAAUCGAAGCUUCAAUUUCGAUGAAAGAACAACGAAAAUUUACUCAGUGAAAAAAAAAAAAAAAUGUUUAUAAAGCACUAUGUAUAGCACAUAUAUAUAUAUACAUACAUACAUAUAUAUAUUUAUGAAAGAGGACAGAGAAUGAGUCAACUGUACAACCAUUUAAAAUACAUAUAUUUUUUAAUCAUCGUAAGACCGGAUUAGCCUACCGUACUGAACUAUCUAACAAUUUAUGAUUUCAUUAUAAACUAUUUGUCGUAAUAAAAAAGUAAACGAAGCGAUCAGGAUAUCAAAUCUAGAUAUGUACAAAAUAAUUCAUAUUUUAUUCGCAGUCAUUCUGCCUGCGAUUUGUUAUAGAACUCAUAUUUACAUAUACAUACAUUAUCUUGAAGAGGUAAACUUUUUUAAGUUAAGAAACAGUAUCCUACGUGAUUCGAGUUAUUGCAUUGAUAUCUAACAAUACGGGGAGACAAAUUUGCUACAGUUUGAGCUUUUAAAAUUAAAUUAACAAUUGCUGGCAUUUUAAUAUUAAACUCAUAUCCAAAUAUUUUGUUCAUACUCAUUAAUGUUGUUCAUUAUCUUAAU